AUGGGUCGUCACAGACGAGCUCGAUCGGACAAAAGUUCCCCUCGCCUUCAUCCGGCCUCCGAGCGAAAAAAAUAUGGGGGAAGAGGGGGAGAGUUCGGACCAGUUCACCGGUACACCGGACCAGAACACUCCGUCUCAGACACAGAACAUGCAGAAACGACUGGAAAAUACAAUCAGUCAACCAGUUCAAGACAAGAUCUCAGCCAUUGUGGAAGAUGUCUCAUCGUUCUCAGACUUGGAGAAGCUGCUUUUGUACCUGAAGCUGCCACAGGGGGUGCCAGGAAGAAUGAAGAGUUUAAACCACAGAAUGCACAGCCCUCCGGUAUUGCUUCUCGUGUGGAGCAGACCAACGCUCUACACUGGAUCCGCAGUCAUCUGGAGGUACAUCCCGACACUUCCCUGCCAAAACAGGACGUGUUCGACGAGUACAAAACCUACUGUGACAACAUGAAGUAUCGCAACUUGAGUCCUGCAGACUUUGGCAAGAUGAUGAAGAUGGCAUUUCCCAACCUGAAGGCACGCCGUCUGGGCACUCGCGGGAACUCCAAGUACUGUUACGGUGGGCUGCGGAAAAAGUCGGAACUCCAGCCUCCCUCCUUCCCCUCUCUGGACCUCCCCUCUAAGUCAGAUCAGAUUAACUCAUCUACGAGCCUACUCCAAAGCCUGUCAUGUCCAGCUGAACAAAACGAUGACCAGAUUGUAUCAGCGGCGAGUUACCUGAUAUGCGAGUGGGCGCAGGGCGCUCUCAAACGGUCAUUCGACACUGUGCUUGACCUGGCCCGGUACCUGAUACUCAACAACGUGGUUUCAAGGGCGUCAACAGCUGCCUUCACAGUACUCCACGCAGGUGACAAGGCCACAACGUCACCACGGGCUGGCUCAGCCAAUGGGGGAGCCUCCCUGAAACCGUUGCUGUCACCGUCACCGUUUGGUAAACCACUGGAUGCAAAGCAACAGUUACAGCGGAAAAUCCACAGGAAACAACAGGCUGAACAGCUUAGGAAGUUACGAGAAGAACAAGGUGUACCGGCAUCUCAAGCAGCAGAACAGGUCACCCCUCCUCAAACACCUACCAAUCAGGGAGCAUCUUUCCAGCUGCCAACCAAUCAGGUACCAGUUUCCCCCAUCAAGCAGACCAACCAGGUUGCAGCUGUCAUUAUCAAAGUAACGAAUCCUGUGACAGCUUCUUCCAUGAAUCUGACCAAUCAGGUGCCUGCUUCCUCCAUUGCUCAGGCAGAUAAAUAUGAGACUGUGACAUCAGCGAAACCCUCCGGCUCAGGGGAUGAAAACAAACACAAGACACAAGACAAAGGACCAACAACAAGUAAGAAAGGUGACCAGGAUACUGGAGUGUCAUGUCCCUUGAACAGUGCGCCUAAAACUCAGGAUGCUUCUAAGGCAAGUGCAGAAGCUGUGAACUCAGGAAAAGUAUCAAAGGGGGGUAAAACUGCCACAUCAAGUGCUGCUGGACAGGCAAAGAAAACGGUAGCUCCAGGGGAAAAUAAGACUGUUGUAAACUCAGCAACAGUUGUCCUGCAAGGCAUAUCAGAGACUAGCAAGACUGUGAGUGCAGGAGGUGUGUCUCCAAGGGACUCGCUGACUUUAACUGUCACUUCUACAACUAGCUCAUCCCAGGGAAAGUCUUCAAACAGUGCCUUUGGAAAACAGGCUGUCAAGUCAGGUAGAAAAGAAUCCCCUGGCAAGGUGACAACACAGAGGACAACACCAAACGUAGUGGUUGCUCCAAAGGGUAGCAUCCCCACCAUCGCGGUGACGCUCCCGUAUAUCUACAAACUUGUCUCACCUGUCGUAACUACGUCCUCCUAUUCUUCAACCGCUCCAACUACCUCUUUGCAAUUGAACGCUGCUGUAUCCAGCCAGAAACCGUUGUCCACAGCCGUGCCUGUCGGCACCGUCCUCUCUACGGGAACAGCGCCAAUCAUCCGUGUGGUUUCCUUGGCAACCACUGGGGCCCCACCGGCUUCAAUUUCUAGCGCAUCAGGGCAUCUUGCUGCCCUCGCAACACGACAAGUAGCAACCAACCAGAAACCUGGCACUGCGGUUGUAGCAAUCCCUCAGAUAUACACCACAACCAGUGAAAGCACCAUGGCUGUUCCCAUUGCUACGGUGACAUCAUCUGUUGCCAAGGCAACAGAGGUUACCAUGGUGACAACACCAUCCCUUGUCUCAACAACAUGCAAGGCGAAGAUUGCUGUAUCAGCAGCUUCGGAGAAGAGACCAGCCAGUGAAGCCUCGUCGCCUGCAAAACGAUUGGCCGUGAGCCGGGUUGUGGAAGAUAGGACACAGAGUAACUCCUCUCAAAACAGACAAAGGACCACACCGCAGUCAGAAAACACUCCACAGGACAGUUCCCCCUGCAUCCAGAUGGUGGCCAGUACACAACCAAGGCAGGGGCUGCCACAUAACUCGCCUUUGCAGGUUGUUAACGUGAACACGCUUGUUGCUGAUAGCAACAGAUUGCCACAGGAUGCCCAACCCAGCAACCAGAGCAACGGGGGUGAGCUGAAACUAAGUAUGCCCAGUCAGGACUUGCUAUCACCAAAUCAAGAAGUCAGGAAUAUUAUGCAGCAACCCUCCCACCUCUCCUCAAAAAUGGCAUCCUCCAACCUAAGCACACAAGGGAAUAGAAGUAAAGGCAAUACUCCGCUGCCGGAGAUUGCAGAGUUGGUGGAUUACCAGUAUGGGUCAAAUCUUUCACACACCAACACUCCCACCCCAAGAAGCAACCUGCCUUCCCCCUGUAUGGAGAUGGAACAGGCCAUGAGACAGCAAGCUCCAUUGGCACAGGAUACAAUGAUGGCUUAUACCACUCUUGCGCAGGAGACCCAGAUAAAUAUUCAGUUGCAGCAAAAGGUCGUCCAGGAUGCUGUCGACCAGGUUAUUCAGUCGACCACACCCAUGUCCACCCCACGUGCCACCCCUACUCAAGGAAUGGGCACUCCCAGGGCCACCCCUACCCAAGAAAUGCUGACUCCGAGGCACACCCCUACAUGUAUGUCCAUGUCUGCACCCAACAGCAUACCGCCAAGUCCCGUGGAUCAGCAGGAACCGUUCUCGUUCAUGCCCAUACAACAGAACCCUGUAUAUGACGAUGGUAACAUGAACAUUAACACCUCCAGCCCCAUCAAACCCAUGCAAAGACCGAGGGCAACGCAUUUUAAUGCUAACAACUCCAACUCGAACCCCGAAUGGGCAGACAAACAGCAAGGUAACACUGCCUCCAGUCGACAACACCCUCCACCGAGUUAUCAAGAGACGAUUGCACAGAGGAAUGGCAGCAACAACAGCAGCAACGUGCAAAAGCUGGGAGGCGGCUCCGUUUUCCGCAACCCCAACGAGAGUGCGGCUGUUUUUCGGAGUCCUACUAACGGACAGGACAACAUACAGCAAAUCAGACAACGCUUCAUUCAAGAGAGGCUCGGUCAGAAUAGAUUUUCUAACCAUCCGGCAUACACGAUGAGAAGAAACCCCCAUCGUAACCUGUCCGGUGGUUCAAACUCGUCAUUAACAUCUCCCUUGGUUUCGCCGUGUAGCAGUCGCAGCAUCACGCCGGUGUCUCCGAUCAUGGAACACGGAAACCAGAUGGAUGCGAGUUACGGCAGUCUGAAUCAAAGUACCGGAUCGAGAAUCCACCUUCCCCAGUCGCCAAUUUACCCAUCAGGCCAUGCUGGUGUAAGCUACCCGGUGCAGAAUCGUAAUCGCCACCGUAACUUAUCCGGGUCGAUACUGUACUCGCCCCACCACCAGUCCAGCCUGAGUGCCCAGCUGAGGGCGUACACUCAACAAAUGCAUCAGCAGCAACAACACCAGCAACAGCAGCAGGCUGUUCCAACAGAUCAACAGCCCCCCACCACCUUCAGGAGCCAGUCAGUGCCGUUACCCGAACUUUUGAACAACAUAGCUGGUUUCAAUAAUUAUAACCAGCAGGUUAAUGUUAACCAAGAUUACACAAACAUGCCAAGCCAGACAAAUGUAGGUACCUACGCAGCAAAACGAAACUUGACAGAACUGUUGGAGAAAGAGAGCGCUCAGGGUUAUUCCGAUGAUCCGACGUACGAGGACGUCAGCAAUGCCUUACAGGCUAAUGCAGGGAAUUACCAAGAAAACAUUCUUCAAACUGACUUCCAAAAUGGCAGCCAAGGUCAAGAGGAAGUGCAAAAUCAGGGAUAUGGUGUGAACCAGUUCGGAACCCAAACAUGGCCGAGUGGCGGGUCGGGUAGUACGUCACCGGACCUGAUUAACGAAAUCGCAGCAAACCUGGCCUCGAUGGAAGAAUUCAGUAACCUCGACAGCAACUCUUUGUUUGAUCCGAGUAAAGUACCUGACUCAGACACACCGUCGACGCUGGACGACAUGACAAGUCUCCAUGACGUGGGCUCGUUCACGGAAAUGUGUGACGAUACGGGCGCGCAAGGCUGUGGUGGUAGCGUUACCGGUAUGGACGUGAUGGGGGGAAACGGUAACUUUGCUCUCACCACGAGCACAGGAUAUGGUGUGCAAGGGUGGUGAGAGUGACAUGUUCGUCACACCCCUUCAGAAAUGGUUUAGUCCAAAGCUAUGUGAAAGUGUGUGCUGUUGGGUGGUUCCAUUUUUGAGAAUCAUGGGGAUGGUGUUGUACAUAGUUUUUGACAUGAACAGUCAUGUUUAAUGUACAGUCAGAUGAUCUAUGGGAUGAUUGCCAUUCGGGCUUAGCAAAGAGUUUGUUUAAAGGGAAAAUGUUGUAACCAGGUAUGAAUGUGGAGUUUAAAAAAAAAAACAGUUAAACAUCUUAAAUUUGUUUAAGCAUCUAUUGCUCUCACCAAAACAUAUUUCCAUGUCCUGCUCAAUCUUUUGCAACAAUUGUUGAAUACAAGGAAGUAAACCAAAUACUUUCAAAUUUUACUGCUAAGAUAAGCAUUUUCAAAUCUUCCACAGUUUUAAAUGGGAAGACAAUUUGCUGUUUAACAGAGAAUACUACACUGUACAUUUUUUUUAAGAUUGGCAGACACAUUACAGAUGCAGGGGAAAUGGUAACAAUAUUGUGGCGAGACCUUUCACUAUGGAGCAAAAUAAGCACUUAUUAGUUAUGUAUAGAAUUGUUCCUCUGUGUGGACAUUGUCUGGUCAGAUCAGGUCUCACAAUUGACAUCAAAACAAACAAAAGUUAUGGUAGACAUUCAACAAAGAGUUCCAAAAAAGAUGAUAACUAAACUUGUAGUUUCUGGGUAGAGUUGAUUUUCAAACUGUGCAAUAAUAGAGCAAAAGCAAUAGAAAACCAACAGAAAAUAUCCUUCAAUUGAGAGGACCUUUGGCAUUGAAAAUGAAAGUUUCUGGUAUUCGAAUACGGUUUUAAAUCAGAAUAUCCUCCAAAUAAGGCUUUGAGCUAUGGCCAUGGCUUCUUUCUAAAAUUUUGCUUUGUACAUAUGACAAAAAGAUAAGUCAUUUGCUUGGUGAUCUGUGGCAUGGGUAUGUCUGGCCAUUGAAAGAGCAAGAUUUUUAAUGAGCAUAGUGUAAUUUUCUGAAAAAAAUGCCACUGCUAAAGCUAUGGUCACUUUCUAUACUCUGCUUCCUUGUUUUUGGUGCUAAAUGUUCUGUAUAUAAGGUAGGUACAAUGAACUAGAAAACUGUUGAAUGAAGUUUUUGAUAAUUGAAUGAACUUCAUAUUACUAAAAUUGCCCUUUUCUAGGGAGUCCAUUUUGUAUGAUAUGAUUUUAGAUGUAAAAUUUUAAAACUUUUUUUUUUUAAUUUUCGAAUUUGUCUACGCGUGCUAUGCUAUGCUGUGAAAUGUCCUGCCCAAAAUGUUCAAACCACUGAUAUUGAAAUAUUAUCAUCAAAUACUGGGAUGGCUGAAACAGCUCUUAUGCAAAUAACACCAAUUAUUGAUCAAUAGGAACCUUCUAAAGUAACAGCAUUGAUUGAUUGACACAUUGACCUGUUAAUGAUACAUGUAGUACAUGUACUUACUACAAGAAGUGUACAAAAUACAAGUCUACCCACUUUAACAAUAACACUAGUAACAGCUGAUGGAAUGGUACAUUCAAAAUGUAGACCGUAUUUUGAACUAGGCCCACAUAGUCUAAGACCCCGUUAGAACUGAAUUGAGCUGGAAAUGAAGAACAAAGUCAAAUUCAAUAGGUUCUUGAAUUCUUCUAAAACCAUUUUUCACAGGAAAAAUGUCAACUUGAGGCUCUGCUGUUUUGAGACAACUUCACGCUCUUACAGCACUGUGUGUGAUUUUAGAAAAGCCAUCUUUAACUUGCACCCUGCUGAAGUAGCCUUUUGGCAUCAGAUUUGUAUUGGUUAUGGGCUUAGUUAGCAGGAAGAAGGUUAACUUGUUAUAUACAUCUUGACUUGACAUCUUUACCACCCCCACCCCCCUUAGAUGUACAUUAAUUGGUGCACUGAAACUACAUGUACAUUGUCCAUGCAAAGCUAGCUGCCCUUUCAGCUUUAAAAUAUGUGACUUUGAUGGUGUUCUGAUGUUGUUAUGGUAACUUCAUAUAAACAAGGUCAACUAGUAGAGUUCAGUGUAUCAAUGGCUGCUGGAAUGUCUAAAACAAACCUGGCCAGUAUGAGAAUAGCUACUGGCUCCACCCCUGUGGUGGUGCCAAAAUGUGUAGCAAACCAGCACCAGUUGACCUUUGAUGAACUGUACUUGACCUGUGACCUUUGCUGUGCUGUGCUGUUGCAGUGACCUCAGUGUGCCUGGUAUACAUAAUGUGUGAAAAUGUGUCAUGUGUAACAUUAAAUAAUCAGUGCUUUCUGUGAUAACCCCAAAUAUCCCUUUGUACAGCAAAAUAACACAACUAUACAAAUAUUUGUGAUCUUGCCAGUAUAUUUUAAUACAAAUACAUGUUGAUCCUUAAAUUGUGAUUGUACAGCUUUGCUUGUAUGAUUUUGUGUUGAAAAUUGUAUUGUUUGAAUUUGUUUUGGUUUUUGAAGUUGUUUCUUUUGUUGUGUUGAUUGUUACAAUAUUGCAUCAGAACUGCUACUUAAGUACUUAUUCAAAAGUACGACCAGUCCUUUUCAUUUUGCAUGUGAUUCUGUUGAUUAUCAUAUCCUUACUAGCCAUAAUCACUCCUACAUUUUUAACCAAAUUUUCAUGUUGAUCUGUAUGCAACAGAGUCACUGGCUUAUCAGAAACCCAAAAAAUAUUAUAAUCUCCCAUCCGACCAAAAUUACCACUUUUCAUGUUCAUGGACCUCAGUUAAUGGUAGCCUGAAGAUGUAAAGAUUUCCCCUCCAAACUUUACUAUGUGAUCGUGAAGAUCAGGUAAUGUGUGUUUUGUACACAUGUACAUUUAGCACAGCAAUAACACAAUAGUCCAUCCCUAUUCUAGAGUCAUGUAUGUAAACAGCUUGGAAGCAACCAAAUCUGAAUGUUCUAGAUGAAAACCAUCUUUCUAUCUGCUAAUAUAGUUUCUGUGUGCUAGUAUAGCCUGAAUUACAGUCCUGUGUUGGACAGUUCAAACAGUUCCUUCUUGUGAUUGUUCUACAGACUCUUUCUGUGCAUACAUUCAACCCAGGAUAAUUCAUAAGUUCCUUUUGCUACUGUUUGCUCUCAUGAUACCACACUACUUUGAAUUGUCAUAUGUUAUCGUCAGAAUGCACUGUUGUUCCCCAUCAGUUCUCUGUUUCUCCCAUACCUAAGUCUAAGAUUUGAUCAGUCAAUCAGUGAUGAUGCCUGGUGACUUGGCUGUUGAAAACAAUUAACAAUAGGAAUGAAGAACAAUGAAUAACUGAUUAACUUCCAAGGGCUACUAUGUAGAUUCUACAUUCCUGUUGUCUGACGUGAUGUUGACCUUGACCUCCCACUGUAAAGUCACCUUUGAACUCUUGUGGCUUCGGCCUUUGACCUGUGAAGUUGACAUUUGACCUCCAUGUUGGAAAUCUCCUGUCUUGUUUGCAUGAUGACUGUUUUUUGACCUACAUCAUGUAGGAAAUAAAAUUGGGAAAACUCUUCA
This is a messenger RNA of Branchiostoma floridae (Florida lancelet), 7962 nucleotides long. Its product is annotated as DNA-binding protein RFX7-like. NCBI's taxonomy places the organism in Eukaryota, Metazoa, Chordata, Leptocardii, Amphioxiformes, Branchiostomatidae. Bases 1 to 4530 code for a protein of 1509 amino acids. Gene Ontology annotation, biological process: regulation of transcription by RNA polymerase II. The transcript is spliced from 9 exons. The record is from RefSeq and is a predicted model, not a curated record. Gene Ontology annotation, molecular function: DNA-binding transcription factor activity, RNA polymerase II-specific; RNA polymerase II cis-regulatory region sequence-specific DNA binding.